Messenger RNA from Gordionus sp. m RMFG-2023, 2037 nucleotides. Its product is annotated as receptor-type tyrosine-protein phosphatase mu-like. Gene Ontology annotation, molecular function: protein tyrosine phosphatase activity. NCBI's taxonomy places the organism in Eukaryota, Metazoa, Nematomorpha, Gordioida, Chordodea, Parachordodidae. Gene Ontology annotation, biological process: protein dephosphorylation. The transcript has 15 exons. The record is from RefSeq and is a predicted model, not a curated record. Bases 1 to 2037 code for a protein of 678 amino acids.
AUGAAAAAAACUAAAGAUAAAAGUAGCAAUAAUCUUGAGGACCAAAUAAGAGGAUUCAAUAAUAAAGCUGGUGAUGAACAAAGUAAAUGCUUUGCUUGUAAUAAGAAAUCAAAGGAUUCUCUAAGCAAUGCCAGCUUAGGAUCAGCGAAGGAUGAUUCGGAAACUUCCAAUAAAACCAAAGGAAAAGAUAACGCCAAACUCGAAGAUACUUGGAAAAGUUACGAAGGAAAUGCCAUCGACAUUAAAGAUUUGGCCGAUCACGUGGUAAAACUCAAAUCCAGUGGCGGAUUCGUCAAAGAACACGAGAAGCUACCCCAGGGGCUUUUAAAGCCGAUGACUAUCGGCCUGAAGGCCGUCUACAGAGAUAAGAAUAGAUAUUCCAACAUGGUUCCUUACGAUUAUAACAGAGUUAAACUGAAACCCUAUGCUACGAACCCGGACGGGUAUAUUAACGCCAGCUUUAUCGACGGUUAUAGAAAGGAGAAAUACAUUGCUACUCAGGGUCCGAACGUUUUUAGUAUGAACGACUUUUGGGCCAUGAUAUGGCAGAAGCGAUGCUCGAAGAUCAUUAUGCUAACCAAUUUGAUCGAGCAAGGACAAAAUAAAUGCGACAAGUACUGGCCGGACGACGUUGACAUAUAUGGUAGCAUUAAAGUGAGUCGCGUGAUCACGAAGACGGUGGCGGAUUACACGCUAUGCGAUUUCGGUCUCACCAAUGUAGAAACUUACGAAACCAAAAUAAUUAGACAUUUCAGAUUUACUGCUUGGCCAGAUCACGGAGUUCCAGCGAAUCCCACAGAACUCUUGGGAUUUUACCACGUUAUUCAGCAACAUCAAUCCGCACUUUCAGGACCGAUAGCCAUACAUUGCAGCGCAGGUGUGGGUAGGACAGGAACUUACAUCGCUCUCGAAGCCAUGAUAGAAAUGGCGAGAGAAAUGGGCCAGAUCGAUAUCUACGGAUUCUGCAAAGAAAUGAGACAGCAACGAAUAUGCAUGUUGCAAACACCGGAGCAAUACACGUUUCUGCACGAGGCCCUAGUGGAGGCACUACAAAUUGGUAAGACCUUCGUGGCAUGUUCCAAUUGGGCCGAUUAUUAUCUCGAGAUGGAAAAAAACCUGGAAAACGGUAAAAACGGAGUUCACACCCAAUGGGAGAUCAUUUGCAAAAUAGCUCCACCCAACAAAAUCAUAUUCGAUUCUAGUAACCAAGGCUUCAACCCCAUGAACAUCAAGAAGAAUAGGGACCCCAAAGUGGUUCCAGCUGAGAUUAAAAGACCCAAGCUUAAAAUCUUGGGAGAUGGUCGAGACGGAUUCCUUAGUGAUUAUAUUAACGCCGUUUUCGUCAACGGAUUCAAAGUAAACGACGCCUACAUAGUAACUCAACAUCCGUUCCCCAGUACCAUAGUCGAUUUUUGGAAGCUGGUUUACGAUUACAACGUCUAUUCCAUCGUUAUGCUGAACCAAAUCGACAAAAAUAGUCAGACCGUUACGCCGUAUUGGCCUCAAGAAGGUACAGCGCUUUAUGCAUCUCUGGAAGUCAAAAUGUUAGACACUAGUGCCGUAGUUACGAAAAAAUACAAGAAGAGUCUGACUAUACGAAAGUUAUCGCUAGCUAAUUUGCUAAAGCCUUCCGAGAAAAAAAGGAUAAUUAAGCAAUUCCACGUGUCAAGUUGGACUAACAACGAACGAGUUCCUAGUUGCACCAUUCCCUUGUUGGAAACUUUGGAAAGAUCGUACGAAUGGAACGAGGAAAACAAGGCUAAAUACAUUUUAGUCCACGAUCUAGACGGUUACACACGAAGCGGAAUUUUUUGCGUGUGUGCGCGAUUAUGGGACCAGAUGAGGAUCGAACGAGGAUUGAACAUUUACCUUUCCGUCAGAUCUGUCAGAGCGUCCAGACCACAGUUUAUAAAAGAAUACGAUGAUUACGAGUUUCUUUACAAGUUCACCGCGGACUGCGUCGACGCUUACGAUUCUUGGAAACACGAGAUCGAGGAUAUCCAUUACAUAGAACAUUAUAUGCCAGCUCCUGAAUAA